AUGUUGAAUGCAUAUCGACUGCUCGUCUGGUUUACUCUUUUGUGCUCAAUCCCCGAGGGCCUUUUUGUCCCACAACCAACUUCCGGGGAAGCCAAAUCGUACAGGGUUAGUAUUGUUCCGCUGACGAGAACCAUCGAGCUUAAUGCGCCCUACUAUGCAGAAUGUCGGGUUGAACCGCAGCCUCGGGAUCGCAUUGAAUUUGCCUGGUACUUCAAUGGACGUUUCCAUUCGGAGGGUCAACGCCUGAGUAUUCCAGAACUUAACGAGCACACUAUCGGCGAGUAUACUUGCCAGGCCAACAUUCACACAUCCUCAGGCACUCCACUCGUUGCCCAGGCAAGAGCCAUCAUCCAAUACCAGCCCGUAUCGCUAGAACAGCCAGAUCUGGAGACCUACUCGGUAAGCAUCAUUCCACUGACACCGAGAAUUGAACGCAGGGCACCCUACUACGCAGGAUGCCGCAUUCAACCAAGGCCUCGCUACCCUGUUCGUUACACCUGGUAUUACAAGGGACGUUACCACUCAGAGGGCCAGCGGCUGAGAAUCUCUCAAUUAAACGACCUCACAGCUGGCAAGUACACCUGCCAGGCGACCAUCGAAACGCCCUCGGGAGCACAAUCCGUUUCCAAUGGGACGAGAAAUGUCGACUACACAAGCAGACUACCAGACGGCUCGGUACAGGGACAAGUGAGCAUUGUCCCACUCACUCAACAAAUGGAACACAAUCAACCAUUCUAUGCGGAGUGUCGCAUCGAACCUCCACCCACUGUGCCGGCGGACUAUACUUGGUACUUCCAAGAUCGUGCCUUCUCCCGCGGCCAACGUCUCAGCAUUCCGAAACUCACUGAGGACAGUGCCGGUGACUACACCUGUGAGGCACGAUUCAGGCCGAUGGGUGGUUCGACUGUUGAGGGCAACGCGACUAUUACCCUUCGGUACACUUCUUCGCGUCCCGUUCGUAACCCUGCUCCACAAACCUACUGGGUGAGUAUUAUUCCGCUGACCGAAAGACCUGCACGAGGCUCACCCUACUAUGCUGACUGCCGCUUGCAACCACAACCGCCUUAUCCUGUUCGCCUCACCUGGUACUUCAAGGGACGCUAUCAUUCGGAGGGUCAGCGCCUCAGCAUCCGUGAACUGAAUGAGUACACCACCGGGGAGUAUACCUGUCAGGCAACGAUCAGCACACCUACUGGAAUUCCCUUGACAAUCAACGCGUCCAGGUCAAUCCAUUACGCCGCAGCGCCUCCGCCAGAUGUCGCCGGCAAGUGGCGUAUUCAAGCGAAUAUUGUUCCUCUCACUCAACAAGUGGAGCGUAAUAGGCCUUUCUACGCCGAGUGUCGCCUAUCGCCGCGACCGUCUGUACCGGUUGACUACACCUGGUACUUCCAAGGUCGAGUAUUCUCUCGCGGUGAACGUCUCAGCAUUCCUGAACUCAACGAGUAUACGGUUGGUGACUACAUCUGUAAGGCGCGCUUCAGACCAGCGGGCGGUUCGACUGUCGAGAUUAAAGCGACUAUUUCCCUCUGGUUCGAGUCUGCGCCCUCCGGUGGUAGUUCUGGUAAGUUUUUACUAUGCCAUACCCAACGUUGUAGACACAUAUUGUUUGUUUGUCAGGUUUUUGCGCAGCCUUUCGUCUAUCCGCGAACCGUAACUGUGUGCAUGUUAUCACUUCUAAUUAGGGGCAUCAUUUGCUUAGGCGCGCUGCUUGAAGUCAUGGUAAGUGCAUUUCUCUGUGUCCGUUGGUAA
Molecule: messenger RNA, 1749 nt
Organism: Dibothriocephalus latus
Lineage: Eukaryota; Metazoa; Platyhelminthes; Cestoda; Diphyllobothriidea; Diphyllobothriidae
Source: the annotation of a GenBank genome assembly